Messenger RNA from Poecilia latipinna (sailfin molly), 3992 nucleotides. Its product is annotated as insulin-like growth factor-binding protein 5. Gene Ontology annotation, cellular component: extracellular region. Gene Ontology annotation, biological process: regulation of insulin-like growth factor receptor signaling pathway. The transcript has 4 exons. The record is from RefSeq and is a predicted model, not a curated record. Gene Ontology annotation, molecular function: insulin-like growth factor II binding; fibronectin binding; insulin-like growth factor I binding. The coding region runs from base 490 to 1236 and encodes 248 amino acids. NCBI's taxonomy places the organism in Eukaryota, Metazoa, Chordata, Actinopteri, Cyprinodontiformes, Poeciliidae.
AGGAACAUCAGUUCAGAUCUGGAGGCGUGCCAGCCCCGCCCCGCUGAGAAAUCAGCAUCGCAAACGCACGGAGUUGACAAGUGCGCCUCCCCCCUCUCCAAAACGUUGUUUGACAAGCCCAUCUUUAUAGGUUUCGCCUGAGGCAGUUUCUUUAAAAAAAAAGAAAAGAAAAAAGGCAAGCGAAAAGCCGCAGAUUACACAUUCUGCUCACAGUGCGGGUGAAACAACCUGCAGAGCCGCAGAGGGAGUCAGUGGGCUCCUCAGUUCGGGAGAGAAGCGGCGCUGGCUAAGCAUCACUCUAAGCUGUCAGGAUAGUUUUGGAGGAAUUUUACUUUUCUGUGUUUUUUAUGCAUCAGAUGCACCUGUGGAUGCACCUUUCCCUCUGGAUUCACAAAGGAUUCCCUGCAACUCGCAGCUGAUAUUCUUCCACUCCACCAACCUGCAGUUUUGUGUUUUUUGUAUUUCCCUUCAUAAAAGGAGAAGCGCACGAUGCUGCUGGGUGUCCUCUUCCUGGCGGUCCCUCUGCUGAGCAUCACCGGCGGCGACGCAUCCUACGUGCCCUGCGAGCCGUGCGACCCUAAGGCCCUGUCCAUGUGCCCGCCGGUGCCCGUGGGCUGCCAGCUGGUGAAAGAGCCCGGCUGCGGCUGCUGCCUGACGUGCGCCCUGGAAGAGGGCCAGGCGUGCGGUGUGUACACGGGGCCCUGCAUGCGUGGGCUCCGCUGCCUGCCGAAGAGCGGAGAGGAGAAGCCGCUGCACGCGCUCCUGCAUGGUCGGGGGGUGUGCGCCAACGAGAAGCUGUACAAGCUGCAGCAUCCACCCAAAGACCCAGUAGAAACCAAGGUGCCCCUAUAUGGAGAUCACAUCAGCAGUCGGAAGAUUCACGCCAUGAGGCUAGCCAAGGACCGCAAGAAGUAUUUAGCCAGGCCUGGAUCAAGCAACAACCGAGAGCUCCCGGUGUCUGGCCUGGACAAGGCAGAGCCAGAAUUUGGGCCUUGCAAAAGAGAACUUGAUAAUCUCAUUCAUGGUGCUUCUCGGGUCCUGAGCGUUUCUUUGUACGUACCCAACUGUGACAAAAAGGGAUUUUUCAAGCGCAAGCAGUGUAAACCGUCUCGCGGUCGGAAACGGGGCAUCUGCUGGUGCGUGGACCGCUUCGGCAAAAAAAUCCCAGGUAGCAACUCUGCCGGUGGAGAACUGCAGUGCAAAGAUCUUGACAGUGUCAACAACAGCAACGAAUGAGAGCAAACCACCUCCGGAGCCCAACUUCUUCUUCUUAAAACCUGCCAAACAAGCUAGCACACUUUGACUGACAAUCAGGAGAAUAUGGCACAAACACUUUUAUUUUUUGUUGAUUGUGUUGGACUGCAUCGUCUGUUGUAGAGAGGAGGCAAACUUUAUAUCGUAUAUCGAAGAGAAAUAUAUCGAGUUUUUCUUUCGUUUAUAAAGUCUGUUGCAGUUUAUAUAUAUAUUUUUUGAAAUUAUGAAAAGGUGACAACACAUAUAUAUAAAUGUGGCUAACUAUCAAUAUUUUUCAGUUGAUUUUCCUGAUAUUGUUGAGAAGGGAGUGUGGCCACCGAAACUAGGAGACAUCUACUAAAAUUGAAUGAGUUUUGUUAUGAUUAGCAGCUUUUUCAGGUGCAAUAUGAUGGAUAUUUGGGGAUCACAAAAUCCAGUUUUAAACAAGGGCAGAAAAACACUCAAAUGUAAAACAUGUAUACUUCCAUUUAUAUAAAUGGCUCCUCUGGAGUGGUUUAAGCUGUGGUUAGAGAUUAGUUUCCCUAAAAACAUACCAAAUAUAAUCUCACUUAAACUCUUCUUGAUAUUAAACAUUAUAGGAAAAGUGCUUCUGGAACAUACCCAUAAUUUGUUAGCUAAACUGUUUUUUAUAUAUUUAAUUCAAGGCAUGCAUGAAUGAAAGAAUUAGUGCUUUCAAGGCAUAAACAUUAUUUUGUCUGUUAUAUAGAUUGAAUUCACACAUUUUGGUUUGACAAGGUCAUUUAUGUUGUUUUAAUUGGCAUAAAUGAACUCUAGAGAAUAGAAGGCGUUAGCUUUAAACUGUAACCUGUCACUCUUUUCCAUUACUGUGCUAAUUGGCUAUGACAUAUUGUAGAAUUUUAUAUUUCAAUUUAACUGGCUUUCAGAACUUAACAAAAAGUAAUAUUUAAUUAGCUGUAACUCUUUUCUUAUAUGGUUUUUAAAAUUUCAAUGCAAGAACUAGCAACCUGGUUGCCUAGCCUGGCAUGAUGACAGUCAAUAAACGCUGGCUUGGCCUUGCUAAUUAACAAAUUGCCUGAUAUAAAUUGCAUGAUCUUAAAAUACAUUAACAACAGUUUAGUUGAUUGGCUGACUUUUUUCAUAUUCUUCUUUCCCAAUUGACCAGGCUAGGGUUAGCAAGUCUUGGUGUUAGACUAGCAUGAAAACUGAAAAGAAACUGGGAUUCAGUUUUAGCACAUAAUUAACACGUAAAUAAUUAGAUUUUAUAAGAGAAAAAAAAAUGUAUUUGACUGUUUGCAACUAUUUUCAUAUCAGUCCUUUUUAGAUUCUCCGACUAUAUCUAGUAGCUUAUGGUCUUAGUUUAGUAUGAAAACAAGGCUUAUUGGGGCAUGCUAAUUUACAAGUAGCAUAAUUUCUAUGGGUAACUGAAUCUUAAAAACAUGAUUUCAGGCAGGUGGCAAUAAUUUCAAAAUGUCUUUAGCCAGGAAGUAAAAUUUUAAUACAUAAAGAUUUUUUUUUAAUCUAUCUUGGUCAGGUAAUAAAAUAGAACAGCAUUAAACUGUGGUCAUUAAUACCUGUAAGUAGAAAUGUGUGAACCUCUACUUAUGAAAUAUGCCUUUCAAAAAAUGAUCUAUAUCAUUUUUUUAGAUGAUUCAAUGCUUCGGUACAUUAAAAUAUCAUCCUAUAUAGUUUUUGAAGGUCCCAUUGAGCCAUUCCAUCACUAAGGCUACAGGCGGUCGUCAUUCAAAGCCUUCAGUGUUAAGUUUCUAUAUGGCCCUAUUUUUAGACCUAUAUAAUUUUAUUUAUAACAAGCAGCCUACAACCUAAUUAAUAUUUCCCAAAUACAUAACUGAAGCAUACGAAAAUCACAGCUAAAUUCAGUGAAUCAUUGCAAAAAUGCCCAAAAGCACAAACCAAGGGAAAAUGUAGCUUGACUUAGCCCAUUGUAUGGAUACAUUUAUUUUGCUAAUUUUACUUGCAAUGUUGUGAUCUUAAUAUUAGUCAGUUCAGACUUUUAGUUUGACUUGGUGGUAAACCCAAGGACACCAUUACAGCCAUUAAUUUUAUGACUGGAGUAGUGAGCUGUACAGAUCAACACACUCGCAUGAUCAGGAAGGCCAGUACUGAGUUUGAAAAGAAGAAAAACUACGGUAGUUGUACUGCAUGAACCAUAACUUUCACUAAUAUCUCCUAGAUAAAAUCUCACCAGAAAAUAAAGAAGAGCAAAUAGUCAUAAUGGAGAUGAUACUUGCUGGUGACAGGAAGCUGACAAAGUCCUGUAGGGCUGUUUUGAGGCUACGGAUUGGGAAGCUAUGUGCCCGCCUCAUGGGCAGGACAUCAAUACCAUGAUUGAGUACAUCACUGACUAUAUAAACUGUCUCCCUCAGGGAUUGAGAGACAGAAUUGAUUUUAUAUUUGCAAUUUUGAACAUUAAUGUCCAACUAUAUAUGAUGCAAACACUUUUUUCUGGAGCUAUUAUGUUGUAAGACUGCAUUCGUGCAAAGUGAGUUAAAAGGCUUUGAUUGUUAUACAAUAGGUCACUAGUUUGAUUCCCAGGUUAUAAUAUUUUUUUAGCAAUCUUGGUAAAAUGUAACUGGUUAAAACAAUAUUUGGACUACUACUAAACCUUCACUCAUACCAAUUUCUCCUAAAUUUUAGCUGAUGGAUAAUUGCUAACACACUCUGGGACCUUCUGCUCCUUAGGUGGUCACUAGAUGUUCUGUGCCACAAUCAGGGAAAAGGUUUUUUUUUUUUUUGUUUUUUUUUGGAAAUAAGCAAAA